AUGGAUGUACGAAGACUUGAAUGUGUUAAUCUUGAUACCGAACUCUCUUCUUUCUCCAUCACAAGGGACCCCGGAUACAAGUUCUUCCUCGAGGGACUCAUCUGUUCCUUGCGGGUCAACGUCAUUAUCCUCGACAAAUAUGCGCCAGCCUGUUCCAUACUUCUUCUCCAACGUUCUGCUCGCGACAGCAACUCCGGGUGCUGGGAACCGCCUGGCGGCAAGGUCCACUACGACGACAAAACUUUACGUGAAGCUGCUCAACGCAAGGUUGAGAAGAAAACUGGCAUAACUGGAUUCAAGUUCUUUGAUACUGUGCCAAUCAAGAUGUGGGACACUUCGAAGGCUGAGGGAGUACGUUGCUGGAUUAAUUUCACGUUUCUUGCGAGUGUCGAUGGGCAGUCUGGGUGGCAGGAAAGCAUACGUUCGGCGGAAGAGGAGCAUCGAGUUUUGAAGUGGGUCACAAAGGGUGAUAUAUUGGGAAUGGAGGAGACUGCAUUCAAUGGAAACCAUCUGGAGACUAUCCUCGAGGUAUUUGAUUUUGUGGAAAAUGCAAUUGGCGCAAGCUAG
This is a messenger RNA of Aspergillus pseudotamarii, 567 nucleotides long. Its product is annotated as NUDIX hydrolase. Lineage: Eukaryota; Fungi; Ascomycota; Eurotiomycetes; Eurotiales; Aspergillaceae. The record is from RefSeq and is a predicted model, not a curated record. Bases 1 to 567 code for a protein of 188 amino acids. The transcript has a single exon.